AUGUCGACGCAGAACCGGUACCCCGUGGUGCCGACAGUGACGGUGCUGGCGGUGAUGAAAGUCCGGCUGCAGGGCGCCACCAAGGGCCACGCGCUGCUGAAGAAGAAGGCGGACGCGCUGACGGUGCGCUUCCGGGCGAUCCUGCGACAGAUCAUAGAGGCCAAGGAGGCAAUGGGGCAGACAAUGCGGGAAUCGUUCUUCACUCUGAUAGAGGCGCGCUACGCAGCGGGCGACAGCAUCCGGCACACCGUCUUCGACAACGUGGAGCAGGCCUCCAUCAAGGUGUACGCGCAGCAGGACAACGUGGCGGGUGUCAAGAUCCCAAAGUUCGAGCACGUCAAGGUUGGCACGGGGACUGACUUGAAGAUGGAUUUGACAGGUUUGGGCUCUGGUGGCCAGAAGAUCCAGAACUGCAGGAAAUCAUUCACAGGGGCUGUGGAGCUCCUUGUUGAAUUGGCCAAUUUGCAAACAGCGUUCAUUACGCUAGAUGAAGCCCUGAAAGUUACAAACCGCAGGGUCAAUGCAUUGGAGAAUGUUGUGAAGCCACGGCUUGAGAACACCAUUGCAUACAUUAAGGGUGAGCUUGACGAGCUCGAGCGCGAGGAGUUCUUCAGGCUGAAGAAGAUUCAAGGCAAGAAGCAGAGAGAUCUAGAGAAGAUCGAGAAGCAAAAGGCUGAGGCAAUGUCCGCAGGUGGCAACGCAAAGGUGCCCAGUCUCCUUGCUGUGGAGGACCCCGACAUUGUAUUCUAG
Molecule: messenger RNA, 750 nt
Organism: Ostreobium quekettii
Lineage: Eukaryota; Viridiplantae; Chlorophyta; Ulvophyceae; Bryopsidales; Ostreobiaceae
Source: the annotation of a GenBank genome assembly